Endocarpon pusillum Z07020 is the source of this 726-nucleotide messenger RNA. RefSeq lists its product as uncharacterized. The coding region runs from base 1 to 726 and encodes 241 amino acids. The transcript is spliced from 3 exons. The record is from RefSeq and is a predicted model, not a curated record. NCBI's taxonomy places the organism in Eukaryota, Fungi, Ascomycota, Eurotiomycetes, Verrucariales, Verrucariaceae.
AUGAAGACUUCCGUGCUUUCCUUCUUCCUUCUAUCCCUCAUCAGCGGAUCGCUCGCCAGCGUAGGCGAUACGUGUGGAUGGGCCGAGAAGAAAGGAGCCUGUCAGGACGUGAAGGACUGUGAUGGCGGCUUCACCUUCAAUGACGCAUGCCCCAAUGAUGACGCCAACAUCAAAUGUUGCGUCAAGAAGGAGUGUGUCAAAGUCCAGAAAGCACCGCUUGAGAGCCUUGGCGGUCGUUGUUAUGACAAGAGAUACAACAAAUGCGCCGGUGGGCACUAUGAGAGGAAUCUUUGCCCAGGUGAUAACAAUGUUCAAUGUUGCAUUAGAGAUCCUUCAGGCGCAUCACAAGACCAACCCCCCAAGGAAACAUCUGUAACGAUACCAAAAUGUGAGGACAUCAAAGUCAUCCCCGUCAGCAACGGUGGCUUCGACCACCUCCUCUACAACAAGGAAACCACUCAGCUCAUGGCCGACGUGGCCUCAAACAUUGGCAGAGUGACCGAAGUCUGUGGCAAACUUGCCGGGCUUGUAAAAGCCAAGCAAGCGGGAUUCGUGUGCGACGCGGCGGGAGUGCCGGUGAAGAACAUCGCUAAGCAUGCCAAGGAAUGUCUUGGGAAGAACCAGUGUCUAAAGAUCAAGGCGUACUCGGUUCCGUAUUGUGUUGGGAAGGAGGAUGGUUGCUAUUCUUCUGAGAGUUUUGGGACUUGGGUUGAUCCUCCAAAGUGA